Limanda limanda (common dab) is the source of this 5113-nucleotide messenger RNA. It is a transcript of the gene pard6b, whose product is annotated as par-6 partitioning defective 6 homolog beta (C. elegans). Bases 303 to 1514 code for a protein of 403 amino acids. Gene Ontology annotation, molecular function: protein kinase C binding. Gene Ontology annotation, cellular component: cell cortex; apical plasma membrane; nucleus. The transcript has 3 exons. Gene Ontology annotation, biological process: centrosome cycle; regulation of cellular localization; establishment or maintenance of cell polarity. The record is from RefSeq and is a predicted model, not a curated record. NCBI's taxonomy places the organism in Eukaryota, Metazoa, Chordata, Actinopteri, Pleuronectiformes, Pleuronectidae.
GCACACACACAGUGUACAGCAGUUGCGCUGGAGCGGCUGUGACAUCAGUCGGCAUGAGAGGAGCUACGUUUCCGGGCUGAUCGGUGCUGUCGCGCUCACAGACCGGACGUGAAGCCCCGGGACGCCGCGGAGACUCGGGACAGAAACAGCCGCUCUGACACGCUCGGUGCUCGGACACUCAGCAGCAGCAGUAGCGGCGGCGGCGGCGGCCGGAGGACACGGAGGACACGGAGGACACGAAGGACCGGGAGGACCGGGGCGAGUGUGUGCGGCGAGGCGGCGGGACCCGCUGCUAGCGAAACAUGAACAAGACCCAGCGAGUGCCGAGCAGCCGGUCACUCAGCGCCGUGGAGGUGAAGAGCAAGUUUGGUGCAGAGUUUCGUCGGUUCUCUCUGGAUCGGUCCAAGCCGGGCCGAUUUGACGAGUUCUAUGGCCUCCUGCAGCACGUACACCGCAUCCCCAAUGUGGACUUGUUGGUGGGCUACGCUGAUGUGCAAGGCGACCUGCUGCCCAUCAACAACGAUGACAACUACCACAAGGCCAUCUCCACUGCCAGCCCUCUGCUCAGGCUGUUCCUGCAGAGGAAAGAGGAAGCUGAUUACACAACCUUUGGUACCAACUCGCUGACCAGGAAGAAAAACACUGUGCUUUCUGCGGUUCUUCUGCGGCCUGACACCAACAGGAAAAAACCACCUGUCAUCAUCAGCCUCCCGAAGGACUUUCGCCCCGUGUCCUCCAUCAUCGAUGUGGACAUCCUCCCUGAGACGCACCGACGUGUACGCCUCUACAAGCACGGCCAGGAGAAACCAUUGGGCUUCUACAUCCGUGAUGGUUCCAGCGUGCGGGUCACUCCACAGGGCCUGGAGAAGGUGCCGGGGAUAUUCAUCUCUCGCAUGGUGCCUGGUGGGCUGGCAGAGAGCACCGGCCUGCUGGCAGUCAACGACGAGGUGCUGGAGGUGAACGGUAUUGAGGUGGCCGGGAAGUCUCUGGACCAGGUGACGGACAUGAUGAUUGCCAACAGCCACAACCUCAUCAUCACCGUGAAGCCUGCUAACCAGCGGAACAAUGUUGUUCGUGGUGGAGGAGGAGGCGGCGCGUCUGGUAGCUCAGGACGCUCAUCAGACAGCGGGGCCAGUUACUAUGGCUACUCAUCACAGGGCGGUGCUGCGGCCUCCAUGCCGUCGCACAUCAUCCAGAACUUCCCUGUCGGGGAGCUGGAGAGCGACGAGGACGACGAGGACCUGGUGAUCGAGGCGGGAGGCGAGGCCGAGCCAAUCAGACGCUCCCCUUCCAACUACAGCAUGCCCUCCCUGCCUCGGUAUGAGCCGCACCUCAACCUCCGCACUAACACCAACUCCGCUUCUGCUCAUUCCAUCAAUGCCAAUGGGACCCUGCUAGCCAGCGGCAGCAGUGGAUCACUAAGCUACGCCAACGCCACUUCGACCACGCCAUCCCCAGACAGAGCAAUGGAGAGGCGGAGCCUGGAGGAAGAUGGCACUGUUAUAACUCUGUAGACAUUCACACACUAAACACUGGAAACAAAUGCAAAAUACUUCCUCACACAUUUGGGGGAGUCAUGGGCCGGCAGUUCAGACACAGGCUCCAUCGUACAGUGACUGUAUCUGAGAAGCACAAUGAUGAGUGUACAUAUUACAUCUGACCGCUUAAUGUUUGUACAUCCUAACAUGAACACAACAAACACUGCACCCUAUACCUUGCACCUCUACAUGCCAAUAAUCACGCAUGUGUGCCGUAGUGGUGACUGGCCCCCAUCCUAUGUUCUUCAGGCACAAAAUUGUCUCAGACAGAAGUGAAGAAAAAGUGUAGUUUGGUUCUCUACUACCCUCCACUUUAUUUUUUUAACCACUAGAAGCACUUGUUUUUAACCCAAAACUGUAUUUCUGCUGAAUUUCCACUAGAGGGCAGAGAUGAGAUAUUGUCAUCAAACCAUUUGUUGACAAUCUGGUACUGUUUUGUUUUUUUGCCUUGUCUCCACCCCUGCACCGCACUACGUCUCCCAGGUGACCACAGCCCCCGCAUUACUCAACAGCUGUGGUACUUUCAACAGAAUUCUAUCCUACUACAGCCAUUGACCAGUAGCUGAGACCUGCAAUAAAACUUUUUAGUUUUUGUUAGAGGGCGAACGACCUAAAAACAAAGCAAGUCUUUGUGUUGGUUCAGAUGCUUUUUUUUAAAACCACUAUUUUUAGCAGUUUUUUCCUCUUUAUCUGCUGUGUGAAUGACUGAAAGGUUGAUGAUUUUUAAUAAUAAGUAUUCUUCCCAUAAACAUAAGGCCUGUAUCUUUAUAUGAUUUGCAUAUUUUGUUUAUUUAAAAUAUGUUUGAAUAAAUGGUAGGGCUGUCACUUUUUCUAAGAAGGGUUAGGGUUUACCAUGUGCAGUCCCCCCCUGCACAAGGUGUCGUGAGGCUUUUAUCCAUUUCUGUAGCAAAGCAACACAACAUGACUGACUCACUUUAUCGAUGGCAAUUGUUCAAGCUGACAGUGAUCGGCCUCUGCUGGAUCGUCUGAUCUAGACUGAAUGCUUUGAAAUUGAACAUGUCAUUAAAGGUCAAAUAUUAACUUAUCUUCCCACGUUGGAAUUUAAGUUUUAAUUUUGAAUAUAAAGUGACAGCCCUAACGUAUUAUUGUACAGGUACAUUAUAUUAUUGUACAGGCUACAACAUAGACCAUAUUCCAUCUGUUUCACUCACGUUAAAUUGCUUCUCCCUGGGAAUGGAACAUGUUAGAAGUAAUAUCCUUAAUCUUGCACUCCCUCUCCUUUCCAUGACAAGGGCUAUUUCCCCUGCUGCAUGUCUACAAAUGAGAAAAUGUGAAUGUGAUUUAAAUUUCUUUCUGUUUGUUUGUUUGGUCUCUCCCCCUCGGUUCUGUCUGGGCCACAACACAAUACAACACUGAGUCAUUCACAUAUGAAAAAUGAUCUCUCCAGUGUUUCUGCACUGUUUCCUUUGUGUAUCAUCGUUCUCGUUGAACUCAAUUAACGACACUCUAUGAGCGAAUGCUUGAUGUUGAAUCUGGGCCUCAAUUGCACAUCGAUAGUUGGGCUGUAACACUUUUAGUAAACACAACCACAGAAAUUAGUUGAAAGGACUGGUACACACCCACACACACACACACACAGUGACAGUAGAGAAACCGCCUGUAUCUCAAAGUAAAACCCGGUUGAGUCACAUUGAAACAAACACACACGCAGGUACACUGGGCACAGACUGAUUCACUUUCUUUGUUUGUCGAAGGUGAGGCUGGUCUGCUGAAAGUACUGCAUGUCUUUUUACUGCAAUACUGUUUUCAUAAACCUUUCUUAAACACCGUGUUUGAAAAUCCAUGUGACCUUCAAGGCAAAUUUCAGAUUUUGAGAGCUGUAGAAAUUUUAUUGACUUGACUCCAUUUGCAGAAUUUUAGAUCGCAGAGUUGAUCUGAAUCCACCAACAAUGGCAUUAAAUUGUAUGUGAGGGAUUUAUUGGUCCUUGAAUCUAAAUUAAUUUGCCUCUGACAUUACUUCUUGUUUGAGAAGCGGCUCCACAACACUAAAUAUUCAUUACCAUUUCAUACUGCUGUUCACUAACCUCUCUGAAGUCUAAGCAGAUGGUCUUUUUAUUAGCAUUUUGCUGUCCUGUAAUAGAUGAUAUCUUUAACAUUAUUGCUCAUUAAAACUUUGUUGACGCCCAACAUUAGCCAUUUUCAGACAACUCUGGAGAGCAGGGUCUGAACUCUCUUUGCAGUUUGCCUCUCACACAUGGAGAACGCCGCAGUAGAUUCUCUGCUCAGACGCGUUCACAACAACACAGGAAUCUCCGGAGCGUUCAGGUGAAGAGUGAUGCUGAGGCAGGAAGUAACGUCAGCUGCAGAGAUCACGUGUUCUGUUUACAGCACAUCAACACCGACGUUGUCUUAUCACCAAAAAGCUCUCAUGCCGUCUCUGUCGGUGUCUUCCACGUGAAUGGAAAUAUGCAAAAAAACAACGUCAUGUAACCGUCAUCAAACACCUACUCAAUUGCGGUGAAUCCUGCGGACGAUAUCCUGCUGUUUUUUGUCUCACAUGGGUUCAAUCGGACACUAUGCAGACCUUUUACUCGGGGGGGCUGGCUGGAUGAAGUCCGGAGCCUGUCACUUGCACAUUUGUGUUCUCACCUACAGAGACUGACAGGAGAUUAUCUGGAGUUUGGUGAAUGUCUGAAAAGCGGUAAAGUCUCUGUCAGUAAGGUCUUUUGGUUUCAUCUGAGCCAAUACUCACUUGUAAUAACCAUAUAAUCAAUACCACACCAUUUAUCAUUUACAUUUUCUGGUUAUUAUUCAAAUCACUGAGCCUCUCACAGUAAAUAUAUAUAUGUAUAUGACUGGAAACCAACACACAUCUGCUUUUGUAUUUCCCGCUAUAUGUACAGGGUACUGUUUCUUUGGCCUUUUUUUUAUAGUCGCGCUGGUGAUGGUUAGAUUCUGGCUUCUUUCACUCCCGACAUCAAGCACAGUGAUCAAUGGUACUCUUGAAAGGAAGUUUUUAAAAAAUUUUUAAAUCAAUGUUAAUUUAUUUUCUUUAUCUCUUUACCACAGGACACUGGGAUUGUAACCAUGGCGGCAUUUGUUAUUUAUUCUCUAAUCAUUUGUUUUGCAUAUUCUCUGUUCACAUUGUACGACUUUAUUUUAUACAUUGAUUGUUUUGGUUGUUCAUCUCAUGGUACAGUUGUUAUUGCCCAUUAGGAGACGAUUUUAUUGCUGAUUUCCCUGUUCCUCCUGAAGCAAGAGGAGAAUCUGUGCAAGACAUGACACCAUUAUUUUUAUUUUUUCCAAACUGUGAAUUAUCAUUAUUUUGUGGGAGUAAAGAAACAGUUGUGUUGGUACAAUUUCAAAAGAGGCGACUUGUUCUUUGCUUUUGAGUCUUUACUUUUUUUUUGAAAGUGAUUGAGCAAUGAUUUGUUUUUUUUGCUAGCCAGAUAAAUCCUAUGGUAUAGAUUUAUAAUGAAGAUUGUCAGUAUUUUCAUAUCGAUGCUAUAUAUGAUGAUGAUGUACAUUUUUAUCACAUUUAAUGAAAACUGUUUUAAGAUUCAACUGGAGACUAAUGAUUAAAUAGAUGUACACCUGUAAUUUCUGAUUUAAGG